Molecule: messenger RNA, 4128 nt
Organism: Xyrichtys novacula (pearly razorfish)
Lineage: Eukaryota; Metazoa; Chordata; Actinopteri; Labriformes; Labridae
Source: the annotation of a GenBank genome assembly
AUGCUGCUUUCCAAGCUGGACUCGUUGUCUCACAUUUCACCAAGCAUGGAUCUGCCGGCGAAGUUUCAUCUCCAGCAAGGUAAUAAACGUUAAAACAACGAUCAUGUUUUGGUGUUAAACUGUAGUUUUUUAACCUCGGACACUGAGUGACCUGAUUCUGUUGUCCUUAUCUAACCUCAACCGGUAUGCCGUGAAGAAAACCUCCAUGCCGGGUCACAUCAGGUCACAAAUCGGAUGGGUUACAAAAAUCAGCGCGACACAUCAACCGACAAACCGGUGGAUAAUGGGAAUAAAAGCAGCUUUUUUUCUCUACAAGAACGAUGUAAAUCCAAAAUUUGUUCAACACCAAAUGAAAUAUGUCGAUUUAGUAUUUAACGGCUCAAGCUUGGCGAAUGUUGAGGGAAUUAAAACAACGUAUAGUUUUAAAUCCACACAUCUUAACGGCUCAUUUUGAAUGACCUUUAAGUAACACGCCGAGGAGCCAUUUUGAAAAGCCAGGUGUUCUGCUUAAAAGUGUCACCGUCUCUCGAUAAAGGCUUCGCGCCGGUGUUUUUAUUUUAAUCGUUUAGUUCAGACACACAGAAACAGUUUGAAGGGUUAGCUUUCUGAAGGGCAUCAUGACAUGUGGACGUCGCUAUUGUACGUCGACCAUAUUUAAACGGCUCCGAACAACAGGGGUCAUCUGAGGACACGGAGCUUCGUGGCCGCGUGGAUUUAGGGAUUUUUCUCUAUCUGAGUAGAUAAUAGACAGAAAAUAUUAUGACCUUUUUGUCUUUAUGAAAAUGUGAUAUAUACUGUGUCAUAACUGUUUAAUAUUUUGAAAACGUGGGUUACAAUUUUGAUCCAACGUGUCAGGGCCUCUGCCGCCUAAAUCAUAGGAAUGAAUCCUAACGUCUUUUUUCUCUUCCUUUUUUUUUUUUUUUUUAGUGAAGACGGAGAAGCAGCCGUUCGAGAAGCUGUAUCGGCUGGGUUCGGUGAUCGGUAGCGGAGGAUUCGGGACGGUGUACUCGGCUGUUCGCCUCGCCGAUGGUCUGCCGGUAAGCGCGGGGUGAUGCUUUGUUUUGGUCCCAGUGUCUCGCCGGUGGCACAUGGUGGCGGAUCCCAGUGUGAAGUUACACGGAGAGAGCUUCUGCUUCCGGUCACGACCUUUCAAAAUAAAACGGCGCUGGCUAUUUUUUUUACCGAUCAUAGUUAAAUCGGAAUCGAUUGAGUUAACCUUCCUCUUGUGUUAGUCUUUACCAUGCACCCACUAAAAUUACACUAAAAACAAUUCUCUAUCAUCCAGUUUGGUUCUCAUCUCUAGGUAACCUUGUUAAGCUUCAUUGUCCAUGAACAUAUUGAUUGUAAUAUUUUUUGUAGAUGGCCUUUGGGCCUUUCUUUGUCAGUUUAACACUCAUACAGACAUCUAUACUGACUUGAUCUCACAUGUCUAAACAGCCCCACGUUAUUUUUGUGCAGGGAAAAACACGUUUUAUAAUUUUAGUUAGUUUAAUUGUUCUAUAUUUUAUUUUGCUGAGACAGAAGUUUCUGACAAAGUCAAAAAGUCUUGAUGCAAAAAAGCUAACUUAUGAAGUUCUUUUAAGCAUUUAGAAUAAAAACAGUCCUGUGCAGACCCUAAUACAGGAGGAGGGUUAAAGAUGCAGUAAAUACUUGUAUAUUAUUAGUGUCAUUCUUAUUUUAUCGUUGUUCCUGUCCUUGUACUCCCCUCAAUGACAUUGAAGUGGAAUCUAAUCUAAUCUUAUUAAUUAUUUUUUAUUUAACUUAGUACUUAAAUUGAAAACAAGACAUGUACUAGCUGGCCAUCUAUUAGUUGAUGCACAUGUUGAUAACUGUUUUCUAUUGCAACUGAUGAAUGCAGAUUUUAUUGCAAAUAGUCACAGGCACGUUCUGGUAUGUUAGUAAUACUCCAAUGAGGUGAACUCAUUACUCUUAAGUAUUCAUUGGUUUCAUUUUGUCUUCAUCAUGUUUGCUCCUUCUCCAGUCAUACAAAUGUAAAAGUUUUAAUUUAUUUCUUUUUUUCCAUGUUAUUUUUGUCACUAAAGAAAACAGAAACCUCUGAACUUUAGAUUCACCUCAUAAUGUUGGGAAUCCAGGAUUCUGUUUUGAGCCUGUGCUUUUAUUUUGAAAGCCUCGCCUGGCCCCUGAACUUCCUGUUUGAAUUGUGUCAGCUGGCAAACUUGAUCUGUUCAGUCCUGUCUAGCAUGUGGUCUUUGUUUUCACAAAGAAGCAUGGUCAAAGAAGCUGAGAUCUUCCCUCUAUUUUCAGGGAAAUAGUUGAAUAUUUCUGUUUUGACUCAAAGAGAAGGUGAUUAUUUUACAUUUAUGAACGGAUUUAUUUCAGCUUUUCAAACAUAGAGGAGAAAUCCAGUUAAUCAGUAAACAAAGAAAACAUUCAGAGGCUGGAGCAGGAAACAAAAGGCGUCUUAUUCCUGUUCACCAUGGCAGAGAUUUCACAUGAAUGCUGUUUGUUUUGUAACUUCUCUUAAAGGAAUUAUGUAACAGAGUCUGUUAUUCACCAAGGUUGAGACGCUGCGUGUUUCUAAUGAAGGUUUUUGUUUUGUGCAGGUGGCGGUGAAGCAUGUGUGCAGAGAAAGAGUGUCUGAGUGGGGCUCUCUGGUGAGAUUAACCUGCAUUUUUAUACCUAUUUUACACACACAGAACAUGAAUCAAUUCACUAUAUCGUAAACAGAGUUAGUACACCAAUAGAUAUGUAAGUUUCUGUUUACAAAGAGUGGAAGAUCUGGCUCUUAUGAAGAGUAACUCUGCUCAGGGUCUCAGGAUUUAACACCACAGAAAACCUGAGACUAAAACUCAUUUUAGAACUGGAUUUGUCGAGUAUUUUGCGAUAUUUUCCCCUCUAAAUAGACUUUAGCUUCAUCAAAAAAUGUUCACACUCGCUUUAUUGACAGGAGUUGUAAUGCAGCUGGCAGGGUAUGGCCAAAAUCUCACAUUGCUGUUACUCAGCAGUUGCUAUAACUAUCAAUUUUCUCUAAAGUCGAGUAAAUUUGUGAUGUUGUGACAAGCGACGCCCGGAGAACGAACCGUUUCCGUUUGACGUUUCUGCUGCACUUUUGCGGUCCAGGUCGUAAUCCUUGUCUUUCUCUGUGCUCCUCAGUGUGGUUCAGUGGUCCCUCUGGAGAUCGUGCUCUUGAAGAAAGUGGGCGGGACUUUCAGCGGGGUGGUGCGGCUGUUAGACUGGUGGGAGCGGAUGGACGGCUGGCUGCUGGUGAUGGAGUGUCUGGAGCAGGGGCAGGACCUGUUCGAUUACAUCACAGAGCGCGGCGCGCUGGACGAAGCGGUCGCGCGAGGCUUCUUCCUGCAGGUGCUGGAGGCCGUGCGUCACUGCUACACCUGCGGUGUCGUCCACAGGGACAUCAAAGACGAGAACCUGCUGGUGGACCUGAGGACGGGAUGCAUCAAACUCAUCGACUUCGGCUCGGGGGCGCUCCUCAAAGAGACCGCCUACACAGAGUUUGACGGUGAGUCUGAUGAUCCUCCACGCCUCAGCUUGUCAGGAAGGUUGUUCCAAAGUUGAGGUUUGACCCCUCCCUCCUCCCUGCAGGUACACGGGUCUACAGUCCUCCAGAGUGGAUCCGGUUCCGCAGGUAUCACGGCCGCUCUGCCACCAUCUGGUCGCUUGGCGUGCUCCUGUACGACAUGGUGUGUGGGGACAUUCCUUUUGAACAAGACGAGGAGAUCCUGAGAGGACGGCUCUGCUUCAGACAGAAAGUCUCAUCAGGUCAGUAUGAGCGAGAAGAGCGAAAGAGUCGAAUCUGCUGAGGUCAUGAGAACCAAAAUACGGUCGGAUCCUGAUCCAUGUUUAGAGGAAAGAGGAGAGAGCUCUGCCUGACAGGCGAAACUCAGGGCAAAGAUAUCUUUUGUUUUAAGGUGUAAUUUCCUGUUGAAGUUCCUCAUCAUCUCUUGCGUUUGUGUCACAGACUGCCAGCAGCUGAUUGGCUGGUGUCUCAGCCAGCAGCCGUGUGACCGGCCAACCCUGGAGCAGAUCCUCCUCCACCCAUGGGUGACGGGCAGCAGCGAGCAGAAAUCAGACAGCAGCAUCACACUCCAAUCCAUCACAGCUGACCCCUCCUCCUCCUCAACGUCCUCCUCCAGCCAGCAGAGCAUCUGA